Phragmites australis (common reed) is the source of this 539-nucleotide messenger RNA. Its product is annotated as reticulon-like protein B23. The record is from RefSeq and is a predicted model, not a curated record. Bases 1 to 486 code for a protein of 161 amino acids. The transcript is spliced from 4 exons. NCBI's taxonomy places the organism in Eukaryota, Viridiplantae, Streptophyta, Magnoliopsida, Poales, Poaceae.
AUGGAGCUCCUCAUCUCCAUCCUCGGCCUCCUCUUCCUCCUCUGCUCCCUCUCUAUCCUCGGCCUCCUCUUCUGCCACCUCCACAUCUCGGUGCCUGUGGAUCCUCUUGAAUGGCAGAUUUCGCAGGAGAUGGCAAAUAGUAUAGUUGCAUCUUUGGCUAACACAGUUGGAGCUGCUGAGUCUGUAUUGCGGGUGGCUGCAACUGAACAUGACAAGAAGCUCUUUUUCAAGGUGGGUUUUACAUUGUAUUUUCUAGCAGCUUUGGGAAGGGUUGUGUCAGGUGCUGCGAUUGCUUAUGCUGUGCUCUGUAUCUUCUGCCUGUACAUGUUUGCGCAAAGCACCGAUCUGUUUGAUCAGCUCCUUUCUUGGGUCCCUGUAGGAAGAGACUUAUUAGGCAGUGCUCAGGUAUCGCUUGAUUUCCACAUGUACAUCGACUACAGAGUUUUUUCGUCCCCUCUUUUUGUAUGUGGCCUUGCAAGGCAAUAGCUUGAAUUAGAGCAUCUAUGGUGGCUGUACUUAUCGCAACUGUACUUGAUGUC